AUGAUCCCAGAACUGAUUAAGGUUGAGGAAACUGUGCCAAAUUCUUUUUUAUGGCAGAAUGAUGGAAAUAUAGAGUCAGAUAUUGAUGUUUUUAAUGCUCCUGAUAAAACGCACCUGCUAUUUGGUGUUUUUAAUUUAGAUAGAUACAAUACUGGGCAAUCUAUGGAGAGAUUGAAUGAGGUAUUGCGUUUAAUUAACGCCCAUCUUUCAACUUGGAAUAAUAACUACCCAUGGUCAGAAUAUAACCCCAUUCAAGUAACCAUAGAAUCAUUUGAAACAUUUCCUGGUUGUUUUAUAAAAGGUCAAAUCUGUGUCGAGGAUAAUAUUAUUGAAGAAGAAAAAAUAAUAGUUGCACUGCUACAAGAAAUAUCAAACUUAUUAUCUGUGAAUGAAUUUAUUCGUGUCUGUGACACAACUGGUGACUUCAUUUUAUCAGUGUGUAAUGAGAAUAUCCCAGAGGAAUAUGAAUAUCCUAUUGCCAAUAAUAGGCUUUGGAUACAUGAAGGCAAGUUCAAAAUGAUUCCAUUAUCAUUUUACCCAGAUCGUGGGUUAAAGCCUACAGAAGCAUUAGAGUUUUUAUCAAAGGCUUAUUUUAAAUGCUGCCAAAUUAAGGCUCUCAAUAACCAAAUAGAUGAGUAUUUUAUAAAAAAAUUUCCAGAUAAUAUUUUAUCAAAUAUGGUUUCUAUGCCUUUAUACUUUGAGAAUACUAAUGAUUAUAAAUUAUUUACGAAAAACAAACAGAUUGUAUGCUUUUUAAUAAAAACAUUACUAAUUGAUAAUAUUGUAGAUAUUGACAUAACAUCUUCACCUGUUAGCGAUGAAAUAAUAAAAAGUAAUGUUAUAAUUCCUAAAGAAUUUUCCAAUCUGUUGUCUUUAUUCCUUGAUAAGAAAAAUUUAAAGAAAGAAAAAAGUUCAAUUCCUGUUUACUGCUCAAGAAUAUUAUUAAGAAUUAUUAAAAUGCUCACAUCAAAUAAGGAACUACAAGUUAGAUCAAAUGACACAACAAGUAAUGAUUCAGAGUUUUUCAGCUCAUCAAAGAACAUCUUUGAUACUUACAAGUUCAAAAAGAUAUCCUUGGAAGGUCCUGUCGAGACAGCAGGCACUGUAGAUACAGAGUUAGAAUUCAUGAAUCAGUUUCCUGAUUACCUUAAGGUUGCUACUCAAGAUAUGGAUGAAUUAAAUUUAGAUAAACCAGAGUUGAAUGUAGAUUCUAUUAGUAGCUCGGAUUCACACGAAUCAUCUACACUGGACGAUGAUAUAGAUGCUAGGAAUUACUUCAAAAAAACGAUAUAG
Molecule: messenger RNA, 1293 nt
Organism: Tetrapisispora phaffii CBS 4417
Lineage: Eukaryota; Fungi; Ascomycota; Saccharomycetes; Saccharomycetales; Saccharomycetaceae
Exons: 1
Coding region: 1-1293 (430 amino acids)
Cellular component (GO): nucleus
Source: RefSeq, a predicted model, not a curated record